Messenger RNA from Prorocentrum cordatum, 2108 nucleotides. NCBI's taxonomy places the organism in Eukaryota, Dinophyceae, Prorocentrales, Prorocentraceae. The record is from the annotation of a GenBank genome assembly.
AUCAGGACGCGGGCAGCCGCAGAUCUUCUGCGGGGAGCGGGAGCCUCGAGUCCCUCAGCGGGACGGACGAGUCGUGGAGCCCGCUGCAGAGCCCGCUCCAGCAGAGGGGCCAAUGGAGACCUUCCCCGCUCUGGGCCGUCCAGGCCUGCGGGGGGGGCUCUGCGGACCUCGACUGCGUCGACUCGCCGCUCGACGACAUGCUGCUGAGGAAGAGGCGCUGGCUAGGCCUCACCCGUAGCGCCGAGGGCUUUGUCAACAUCGGGAAGCCUCGCCGCCACUCGUGCUGAGGUGAGGCGUACAGCCCUGGGCAGGAAGGCGUAGGCUCUCUUCUUGCCCGUCACGUGAGGCGCGCGGCCCUGUGCAGAAAUUCGAUCCUGUGCCGAGCAGCUGUUGUGGCUUGGGCGCGCGUUGGACACUUCGAGACCUCUCUUGGCUAAACCGGGCUGGUAUUGCUAGCUCGCCUUGAGCGUGCUCGGAGCGGUAUUUCAGAGGUCCCCCGCCCAGUCCUUUCAGACGGCGAAUUUUAUGGUGGUCCGAGUCGUUCCCCACGGACGCCCUUGUUCUUUUGCAUCUUUUGGCUCAUAGCGUCACUUUGGCUGCCUGUGUAUCCAGGCUGCCAGUCGGCGCUUCACUGCUGAGACGACGAGUCAUCGACAGUCGGACAUGUCGCCUCUGCUGUGGUACGCCUUCGUGUGCGUCUGGCGUUCCUCGAAGAAGAAGAAAGGCAUAAGCAUAAACUUCUCGGAGUUCCGCGCGGAUGUCAUCGAUCUGCGCGCGCCAGAGGGGCUCACGCAGAUCCAAUAAGCCCGCGCGUAUCUCCACCAGUUAAGGCUGAUGUUUUUUUCCUUCCUCUAGUUCCAGCGUCCUCGACUCAAGGCUGGGUCGAACUUUUUUGUUUUUGCGUGAACCUGCGAGGGGCACUUCACGCUCUGCACUGGGGUUUCACGCCCGCGCCCGUCGUGGAAUUGCCAACGGGAAAGGGCAGCUCAUUUAGAGCAGUAGGAUGGGGAGAAGAAUCACUCCGCGCGGGGAGCAGGAAUAACGCCAACGCGCGGACCCCAAACUGUUCAUUCGCGCCUCAAGUAUGGAGCCCCGUGUGUGUGUGUGUGUGUGUGUGUGUGUAAGCUCUUGUGUGUGGAGCCCCACGUGUAGAAUCCCUGUGCCUGUGGAGCCGCCCGUCCGUCACCGGUGCGUGUGAUCACAAACCAUGUAAAUGCAAGCCCCCUUGAGCUUCGUGCUUCCGACAGCCCGAAGCAGUGGCCGGAGCACCGCGCUCUUCGAUCCGCGGAGGCCGCGCGGGAGAGACCCCCCCUUGUGCUCGCCGCCGAGCCCAGCGGUCUGCACCGCCUCGUGCUCUGUGCGGCAGGCGCGUGCGCACUGCGAUGCGUCGCUGGUUGCCUCCUACCUUCUUGUUCUCAUCGCCUUGCCGCCGAUCUCGCAGAGGUCCGCGCGGACUUCCUUCCAGAGGUCCGCGCGGCCUUCUUGGACGGUCGCCCGGCGCGCGGAGGGCGCCCGCGGCGGCGCCGGGGGGGGGGUCUGGCGCCAGUUCCGAGGAGUCCGCGCGGACCUCCGGUGUGCACGCUUACAGGAUGUGCUGCUGCUUCUGCCCCCCCCCCUUCUAUGAGCAUGGGGGACAUGAGCUCAGAAGGAGCAGCGGAAGCGGCAGCACCAUCUCCAGUUGGAGCGGUUCGUGGUUUGGUGAACCGCUGGCGCUGGUUGGGCAACUGACAUUUCGUCCCUCGUGGGAUUCUCUUGACGCCGCGGCGUACGCUUUUUGAUGUGUAUGAGGCCGGGGCGCCGUGCGAAUUAGUGUCUGCAUGCGCCGAAAAACGUGAUGUAAGUGUGAGUUCCCGACUCGGACACACUGGGAGGUCGUAUCGUUGACGAAGCGUCUCCACGGUGAGGCACGUGCGACUCUGUUUGUGGGGGCACGCUUGGAGCUCACCCUCUGCAGACGCGCAUCCGUCUUCCCAAGCCGUCGAACGCUCGUAAUCGUCGGCGGAUUUCUCUCCUUCUGCACCUCACCGUCUGCUCUUGCUCUCUUGACCGAAACCUCUAAACGAGCAGAACCCACCUGGAACCACCUAGGCCCUUACCGACGAAGCACC